Penicillium canescens is the source of this 1416-nucleotide messenger RNA. RefSeq lists its product as uncharacterized. The transcript has 2 exons. Gene Ontology annotation, molecular function: protein binding. NCBI's taxonomy places the organism in Eukaryota, Fungi, Ascomycota, Eurotiomycetes, Eurotiales, Aspergillaceae. The record is from RefSeq and is a predicted model, not a curated record. The coding region runs from base 1 to 1416 and encodes 471 amino acids.
AUGGCUCGCUCACUGCCUCUCGAGGCCCUCCUGCAUAUCUUUUCUUUUCUCACAGAUGACCUAGUCUCUUGCGCUGUCGUCUGUCGAGAGUGGCAAGUAGCCGCUGAGAGAACCACCUUCUCUACUCUGCUCGCCAACUCCUCGAACCUUGAAGAUCUCCGUCGCAUUGUCGGACGCACCAGCACUCCAUGGCGACCCUUUUUCGUUCGGAAGCUAGAUUUCAAGUGUAUCUUACCGGCGUACGGCGUCCAAGCCCGGGGUCGCUUUGAGGAUGAGAACGAUCGCAGUUCAAACGACAAGGCGUUUACGCAAGCCGUCACAUCGCUUUUCAAGGUCUUAAGCUCAUGGUCCGACGACGACCGAUGUAAACUUGAACUUGUGAUUUACGCCCGCUCGCCAGGUGAUGUUGAAUCUGAGCCCGACUGGGCUAAACGGAAAAUCCGAAUGCAGAAGAACCAAGCUUUUCCAGACGAAGACCUGUUAUGGGCCCGCUAUGGAUCUUCAUAUCUGCAGCUGACCGAGGAGGCACAUUUGUCGAGUGCCAAAUGCGUCGUUGAGCUCCAAGUACGUGGUUCUUUUCCCUACCGGGGAUUCUCGCCACGAAGUGUAUCCGAGAUCGUAUGCCGGCUCCCACGACUGCGGGUAUUGUCCGCCAAUCUUAGCGACAACGAGCGAAGGAACCCCACGAUGCGAGAUCAUCUUCGCAAUGAGUUCUCACAAGGCGUCGCCAACUGGCCUCCCUCUCUCAGAACUUUGUGGUUGAAUUAUCAAGGAGACCCUGCAUGGGAUGAAAGCUUUCCCUUAAGGAAAAGAACGAAUCCAGGCACGGAUCCAUUGUGCCUUGCACUUCAUCGCCUAACGCAACAGCUCGAGAUUGUCGACUUGACACCAAUCAUGAUCGGUCCUGAGCUCUUUUGGCCAGCAAGUGCCAACAAAAAUAUUCCAUACUGGCCAAACCUUACCAAAAUUAAUGUGCGAUAUGCAUCUGCCACCCCUUCCGGCACAUGGCUCUUUGAGAGGGAUCCAAGAUGGAGGGAUGUGUCACCUGGUCGCUACCAUACGCCCACCUGGAACGAAGGGGAUCCUCCAGGUGAAAAGAAUAUCAAUCAAUUUCGCACGAUGCCUAAUAGGGAGCUCAACGAGCUUUAUCUUGCUGCCGGACGUGCCGCUCAGCAGAUGCCUAGGUUACGAACUAUGGUACUCUGGGCUAACAUAGGAUGUUCGGGGGAUGGACUCGAAGAGGUAAUCAAUGCAAACCCCGAGCACUGGUUUCAAUACACCUCAAGCUCGGCUAGAGCGACUUGGGUUUGCACCUCGGAGUUUCACGUCGCACCUGAGGUCCGAGAGGUGUGGGAUGCCGUGGCCAAAAGCCAUGGUCAAAGUCAUAUAACUAUCGAGGUAUGUAUUUUCCGUUGA